AGGAAAGGAAACCAAAAAGAAAAGGAAAAGGAUGAGUCUGAAAUAUUAGGCUACUUCUGGAACCUUCUUCAGAAUUCUCAAAUAAUCAAAACCAACCCAAGUAUAAAUCCAAUCCACCGCUUUCCACCAUCCAUACACGUAUUACAUACCAAACCACUCGUUCCGAUUCUAAUCGAUCAUCAUCGUUACCAUUUUCGUCCUCAACUUCAAGCGUUGAGCCUACGAUCCAAAAUCUUCGAAUAUUUGACCUUUCUUCUCAAGCUCAGUAGCAGAAGUUAAAGAACGUAAGGGUCAAAGAGAAACAAAUGGGAGUGGAUUACUAUAAGGAGCUCAAAGUAGACAGGAAUGCUAGUGAUGAUGACUUAAAGAAAGCUUAUAGGAAACUUGCCAUGAAAUGGCACCCUGAUAAAAACCCAAAUAAUAAAAAGGAAGCAGAAGCCAAAUUCAAGCAAAUCUCUGAAGCUUAUGAGGUUCUGAGUGAUCCCCAGAAAAAAGCAGUGUAUGAUCAGUACGGUGAGGAAGGGCUUAAGGGUCAAAUGCCACCACCAGACGCCGGAGGACCGGGUGGAGCUUCAUACUUCUCGACCGGAGAUGGACCCACGACGUUUCAAUUCAAUCCUCGAAAUGCAGACGAUAUUUUUGCGGAGUUUUUCGGGUCCUCGGGACCCUUUGGGGGCUUGGGAGGGAUGGGUGGAGGAGGAGGAGGAGGUAUGAGGGGUUCAAGGUUUUCAAGUGGGAUUUUCAGGGAUGACAUAUUUGGAUCGUUUGGGGAAGGAGGUGGAGGUGGUGGCGGUGGCUCCAUGAACCAUGGUGCCCCUAGGAAAGCAUCUCCGAUUGAGAAUAGGCUGCCUUGUAGCCUUGAAGACCUGUACAAGGGAACUACAAAGAAGAUGAAGAUCUCUAGAGAUAUUGUUGAUGUUAGUGGGAAGACGAUGAAAGUAGAAGAGAUACUAACGAUAGAUGUAAAACCUGGAUGGAAGAAGGGAACAAAGAUCACUUUUCCUGAGAAAGGAAAUGAACAACCAAACAUUGUUCCAGCGGAUCUUGUGUUCAUAAUAGAUGAGAAGCCACAUAGUGUGUUCACUCGUGAUGGAAAUGACUUGAUUGUCACACAGAAGAUAUCUCUAGCUGAGGCUUUAACUGGUUACACAGUUCAUCUAACAACCUUGGAUGGAAGAAAUUUGAGUAUUCCAAUCAAUAAUGUGAUUCAUCCAACUUAUGAGGAGGUUGUUCCCAGGGAAGGAAUGCCAAUGCCGAAAGACCCAACAAAGAAAGGGAACUUGAGAAUCAAAUUCAACAUUAGGUUUCCACCAAGGUUGACAGCAGAUCAGAAGGCUGGAAUAAAAAAACUUAUUAGUUGAGAUGAUAGAUUAUAUUAUAAUGACAAAUAUGCUGGAGAGCAAGCUAUGUUAUAAUCAAUAGAAAUCAUUUGUGAAUACGUAGGCUGGUUUUUGUAUACAUUGGCAAUUUAUUAUACGACUUCAAGCUUAAAGAAAUUUAUUCCAAGAAA
This is a messenger RNA of Cannabis sativa, 1510 nucleotides long. RefSeq lists its product as uncharacterized. The record is from RefSeq and is a predicted model, not a curated record. The transcript has 3 exons. Gene Ontology annotation, cellular component: cytosol. Lineage: Eukaryota; Viridiplantae; Streptophyta; Magnoliopsida; Rosales; Cannabaceae. The coding region runs from base 306 to 1361 and encodes 351 amino acids. Gene Ontology annotation, molecular function: protein-folding chaperone binding.